Portunus trituberculatus (swimming crab) is the source of this 2087-nucleotide messenger RNA. RefSeq names its product xylose isomerase-like. The coding region runs from base 86 to 1420 and encodes 444 amino acids. The record is from RefSeq and is a predicted model, not a curated record. Gene Ontology annotation, molecular function: xylose isomerase activity. Lineage: Eukaryota; Metazoa; Arthropoda; Malacostraca; Decapoda; Portunidae. Gene Ontology annotation, biological process: carbohydrate metabolic process. The transcript has 5 exons.
GGCAGUCCCUGAGGUGUCCCGCACCGCGCCCUCUCGCCUCCUCCUGCCGUCUCCUCGCCGCGUCGCCGCCUCCGCCGCCGCCGCCAUGAACAAGUACUUCCCCGGGCUGGGCCGCGUGGAGUACCGCCCCGACGCGGGCCCCGAAGAGACGCUGGUGUUCCGCCACUACAAUGCCAGCGAGACCGUGCACGGGCGCCCCAUGGAGGAGUGGCUGCGCUUCUCCGUGUGCUACUUCAACACCUUCAGGUACCUGGGGCAGGAGGGCCACUUCGGGGACUCCACCCACCAGUACCCCUUCGAGGAGGGGCCGCACUCCUUCGACAAGUACAAGCGGCGCCUCGUGGCGGCCUUCGAGUUCUUCCACAAGCUGGGCGUCAAGUACUACUCGGUGAGUGACCGGGACCUGGCCCCCGAGGGCGACAACUUUGACGACACUGGGUCGCACCUGGAGGAGGCCGUGUCGCUCGCCGCGGACCUGCAGAAGCAGACUGGCGUGCGCCCGCUGUACUUCGGCUGCGACCUGUUCUCGCACCCGCGCUACAUGCACGGCGCCGCCGCCAACCCCGACGCCCACGUGUUCGCGUACGCGUGCGCGCAGGUGAAGCGCGGCCUGGAGGCGGCGAAGCGCCUGGGUGCCGAGAACUUCGUGUUCUUCCACCCCCGCGACGGGUACGAGAGCCUCCUGCAGCGCCAGCCUCUGCGCGACGCCUCGCACCUGGCGCAGCUGUACCGCAUGGCCGCCGCCUACCGCGAAAAGCUGGGCUACAAGGGCCAGCUGCUGGUGCAGCCGCGCCCCGCGGGGCCGCGCCGCCACCAGUACGAGGCUGACGCCGCCGCCACCAUGCACCUGCUGCGCCACUUCGGGCUGGACAAGCAGUACAAGCUGAACAUCCGCCCCGCGUCCGCGCGCAUGCAGGGGCGCGACGCAGACCACGACGUGCAGAUGGCGGCCGCCUACAACAUGCUGGGCUCCGUCGAGGCCGCCGACGCCUUCCCCGCGCCCGACGGCGCCGCCUCAGACCUCUGCUCCUACGACGUGCGCGACGCCACGCUCGUCAUGAAGUGCGUGCUGGAGAUGGGCGGCCUGGGCCAGGGCGGCGUGACGCUGGGCGGACGCCUGCGCCGCGGCUCCGUGGAGCCCAAGGACCUGUUCGAGGGCCACGUGCUGGCCAUGGACACCUUCGCCCGCGCCCUCAGGAACGCCGCCAGACUCAUCUCAGAGGGCGUGUUCUCCCGCAGCCUGCAGCAGCGCUACUCUUCGUACAAGAGCGGGCUGGGUGAGCGCAUCGAGAAGGGCGCGGCCACGCUGGAGGAGUGUGAGGAGUACGUGCGUAAGUGUGGCGAGCCGCAGACCACGUCCGGCAGGCACGAACACUUCCAGGCCGUCUUCAACCACUACGUCUUCCCGCACCGACAGUAGGCAUGCACGCCCCGCACACACCAACACCACCAUACACCAACACCACCAUAACACCACACCACCAUAACACCACCAAACACCAUCACAACACACCACUACCACCAUAACACCACCACACACCACCACACUUCCAGGCUGUGUUCAACCAGCCGCGCCAGUACGGUGCCAACAAACACACACACACACACACACACACACACACACACACACAGACACCAGCUCCUGUUCUUAAAUACUGUGGGUGACACACGCGCCCACGCCCAGCACGUGCGUGGGCGCCUACACACACAACAAAACAACUUGCAUUCGAAAAAAAAAAAUACAGUGAAUUUAUAUAGUGGCAUCUCUCUCUCUCUCUCUCUCUCUCUCUCUCUCUCUCUCUCUCUCUCUCUCUCUCUCUCUCUCUCUCUCUCUCUCUCUCUCUCUGCCACACCACAUCAGCCUUACAGUAUAUUCAGUAUAGCGUAAGUCAGCUGAUUGGUUAAUAUCAGUGGCAUCUCUCUUCUAAUGCUGCUACUCUCUCUAUAUCCACCUCCCUCUCUCUCCCAGCCUCUCCCAGCCUUCAGAGCUUUCUUCCACGUCUCCUCCCCCCCUCAGCAUCAUCAGAGAGUCAGCACUAGGCAGCAAAUGUCUUAAAAAGCAAAAAAAAUAAAGAGAUUUCAAUGUA